Molecule: messenger RNA, 3777 nt
Organism: Bactrocera neohumeralis
Lineage: Eukaryota; Metazoa; Arthropoda; Insecta; Diptera; Tephritidae
Gene: Tti1
Exons: 10
Coding region: 117-3377 (1086 amino acids)
Biological process (GO): chromatin remodeling
Cellular component (GO): cytoplasm
Source: RefSeq, a predicted model, not a curated record
UUCGACUGUUUACUACGUUGUGUAUGACCGGUUGUUUUAUAUUUUGAGUUUACUAUAAAAACCAAAAUAAACUAAUUAUUAUUUAAUUGAAAGAUUUAUCUUAAUGUAAAGCCAAAAUGGCAUCAUUUGAACAAUUUGUAUUGAAAGUAAAACCAGCGUUGGACAUGUUCCUGCGGGCGCCCAACAGGGAGCAUUUGGAGCGGCUUCGCUAUGAACUGUUGCAAUUUGACUUUAGACAAAUGAAAGUAUUCCAUUCUCAAAUAUUGGCGCCACUCGUACUAAAAUUGGAAGAACUAAAUGGAGUAAAUCAGGACUUGAUGACGGGCAUUUUGGAUUGCGUGCGCAUUGUUAUGUCCAAGCUGUACUUAGAGGACAUACAGGAAUUGCGCACGUUGCUAGUAAUCGUGCUAAAGCAAAUUCGUGAAUCUGGUGCGAUCGCAACGCGUCCGAACAUAAGUGAGGAAUUAAAGUUGGUUUCAGUACAAUGCAUUGCAGAGGCUUUGCGCCGUUCCAGUAGUGAUGUAUUGGAGGAAUUUUAUAAGCAAGAAUCUGCUAUGCUCCUCGGGCAGAUACUAUUAUCGCUAGUUGAGUUUAUUGAAAAAGAAAUAUAUCGGAAAUUAGUAAUUGCUUCCAUAGUUUGUUUAAUGACAAUAUUUUAUGUGCAUGAUGAAGCAGAAUUUACAGAUGUAGUACUAAGAAAUCAAGUAGCCGAUACGAUUUUUAUAUUUUUGCCAAAAAUUGUUACUGUCUUGUUAAAAACUAGCCUUGCCGAUGAAAAAUUGGGUGAAACACUUAAAGCGACAGCCAUUAAAGCACUGGGUCGAGUACUGUGCGUGAUUUUCGAUCAUUCGGGUGAUGUAGUUGUCAAACACUGCUACGAUAAGAAUGAAUUUAAAAAUAUGUUUAUUGAGGCGUCACAACUUAAAAACGAUUCAUCUGAAUUCGAUACUUACGCAACGACCAACAAAAGCUCUCAAGAACAAAUUGCAAGUCGCCUGAAGCGUAUGCAAAGCAGUGGUCGCUCCAAAGAAUGGUUCAAGGAUACUUCAGUUAAGCUCCGCAUAGUUUAUACACAAACAAAUAUUUUGCGUUCGCACGAUUCACUGCGUGUGCGUACCGAAUAUGCACGUAUGUGUUGCAGUCUAAUAGAACGUUGCGGCCAUAACCUUUCAGGAAACUUUAUACUUUUACUCGAGAACGUGAUAUCGAUGUCGCAGGAUGAAGAUAAGAAUAUCAGUCAACUAUGUGCACAAACAAUAUCUCGGCUACAACAAGACAAUGCUAUUGAGAGUAUUUUUGACGAGUACGCCGAUACAUUAUUCGAUGAACAUUUAGCGAAAUUGCCACGCAUAAUCAAUCGCUGUGCCGACGCUGAGCAAUACGCUGAAUUAAUUUUCUUAAAGGGGUUUCUGAAAAAUUUAAGCGCGUCCAAAAUGAAGUCUCUGUUUUUGGUGCCGAAAAAUUUAGAAAUGCUUUGUAGAUGUCUGCUUUCAGCAGUUGAUAUGAAACUAUGUCGCAAUUUUUUAGCGGAGGAAUAUGCAGUACGAGAAGUUGUGGAGACUGAUUUUACGGAAUGUGCCAAACUCAGUUGGCGACAAUAUAAGCACUUGAAUAGCGAACGUUGCAUUAAAUUAGUGGAAGAUAUUUGUGUGAUUUUAGGCAAAACAAAAGGAUUAAGUCGUUUGAUGUAUGACUUGCUCUUGGAGUUGCUGGAUCAAAACAGUGAAGCAAUGAACGAAAUUUUGCUGAUAAUGCUGUGGGUCGGCGCAGGUGGUGAAAACCGAAGUAAUUCUACCAAUAUGAACUUGGUAGAAAUACUUACUGAAGAAAUCUUGAAUGAUAAACACUGGCACUUAGCACUGCGGCCUGAUGCCAGCUGGCGGCUGAAGGUGGAUAAGCCAACAAACUGGUUUGUGGACAAUACGCCCGGAUUAUACGAGUCGGCAGUAGAAAUUAGAACACAAGAUGUUGAUUCGGAUGAUGAAAAGGAUGCGGAUACAGUGAGCAGGUCACAACGUGUCACCAUUUUGGAUGCCGAAUUCAAUGUAUUACACACAUGUCUAGCUUUAGAUGUUUUAGGACACUGCGCGACAAAUUUUGGCGUUAGAUUUAGCAGCUAUAUAUUUCGUUGCCUACACAAAGUGCUUUUAAAAGUGGCAAGUAGCAACACAAUGGUUUAUCAAGCGGCCAACUUUUGCUUAGUCUCCAUACAGAAAGCGUUGAAAUUAGCAAGUAUCUCAGAAUUGAUUGAAGCACAUACGGAUUACCUCAGCUAUCAUCUGAAUACCAUUUUAAAGCGGUCACCUGAAAGCCACGCUGCAGUUGACAUAUUAACGGUACUGCUUCAACUAAGCACUCGCAGAGCGUUACCACAUUUGGAGAAUAUCUUCCAAACAAUAUACAAUGAAUGUAGUAAAUCCCAACAAUCGGAAAAUAUUAAUGCAUUUUUGCGUGUUUUCAAUGCGUUUUUGAAACAUGUCGCGCGCUGGCAAAUGUCAAGUGAUGUGGAGGUGUGCUCUGUGCCCAUGCAAGUCGAGGAUACACAAGAAGCAGAUCUCCUACAAAAUUGGCUGGAUAUAUUGGAAAGAACUAGUGCUUUUGUUGAGGAUGAAAGUGUGAAUAUGGAGAAUGACACAAAUGCAAAAAGUACAACAAACACCGCGGAUGAUGUUGAGAUGAAAGAUGAGGUGGCUGCAGAUGAUUUGAAGCCACAAUUGCCACGUCACAUACAAAUGGUUAAGGAUAUAACAACGCAGGUUUUAAAAUUUGUGGGUUUUGUUGACCAAACGCACCAGAUACUUGCGCUCGAGUGUUUAAUACAAGCUGUGCCUUUACUGCAUGAUUAUGAAGAUGAGCUGCUGCCAUUGGUGCACUUAACGUGGUCACCAUUGGUGGAGCGAUUUCGUAACAACGACGCUGUGGUUUUAAAUCGCUGUUUCACAUUGUUGAAUGUGCUGGCUACGCAUGCUAAGGAAUUCAUAUUGAAGCGAAGCUUAGAUGAUGUGAUACCUAAUUUGAAAGAUUUCUUGCAAAAAUCAGCGAAAAACAGCGUGAUGGAAACAAUAACCGCUCACACACAAGAGUAUAAACUGCAAGUGAUUCUGCUUGAGCAUUUUGCCAAUCUCAUUGAGAGCUUACAAAUCGAUGGCAAACAUUUGAAUGAUAUCGCUGAAAUUGUUUCGCUUUAUCUUGCGAAAGAACAGCCAAAGGAGUUGCAAGAAUUGGCCAUCCAGUUCUACCUACGUUUCCGUUUGUAUGACGGACCGCUAGCGUACAUGAUUGUGCUGAAGAAAGCGCACAUAAGCAAUUAUAAGGACAAUGCAGAAAAAGUGCUGACAAAUUUUCGUAUAAGUGGAAGCUCCAGUAGUAGUAUGUGAAUAAUGUUAAUGAAGUUUUACUGCAAUAACAUUUCAUUGACUCGGUCGGUGAAUUGGAAAUCGCGAUAAAAACGCGAUUACGUAAUCGGAACGACUCGAACUUUUAAUGCGAGUUGAUUCGGAAGAUUACCGAAACGGAGCAUUUUCAACACUCUUACAAUAAUAAUUGAACGAAAUCAACGAAGCACUUUUAACAUUUAACUGAAGAUGCUUGCUUACAAAUAAGAUAUUUAUAAUUCAAAUUACAUUGCGUGAACACUUGGAAAAUAAUAGUUAAGUUAAGGAGUUUUUCAUAAUUCACCCCCAUACUUUGCAUUCGUUCUGUGGGUGUAAAAUAAAACAAAAAUUGUUUCCAAUUUCUUGUAUUCAAUUAUACAUAUACGAAGUGUACCAGUAUAAA